AUGCGUUGCUCGACCUUUGGAGCUGUGCUGGGCGCGCUGGCAUUUGGCUCCGCAAACGCGCUCGACAAUUGCGACAGCAACGUGCUGGUGAAGGCCUACGCGGGCCUUGAAGUGAAUACGGAGCUGCUAUCGUGCAUGACUAAGAACAGCUUCAGCGCCGCCCUGGACGGUUCCGUGGAUCUUACGACCGUGAACGCUGACACGGCGCCCCAACAGGUCAAGGCCAUCUGUGCCUCGGACUCGUGCAAGACCAUUCUGUCGGCGCUCGUGAGCAGCGUCAAUUUCGAGCUCACAAACUGCAUCGUCGGUAACAAGCUCGUGCUUAAGAGCGAGAUCAGUACCCUACAGUCCACCUGCACAGCUCUCUCGGCACCAGGCACCCCUAAGCCUGCCGAUCCUACUGAAGCUUCAGCCGCCACCCCUAGCGCCGCGACAGCGGGCGCCGAUACUCAUCAGCAGAAUGCGCCUGGGGCUCCGACUAACACUGCUGAUACUACGAAGGAGGUCCAGCCACUUGCCAUGCCUGCUCCCACGGAAGCUUCAGCAACCCCUAAUGAUGCACCGGCAGCGGACAACAAACCUAAGCAGAAUGAGCCUAUAGCUCCGGCUCCUGCUCCGGCUCCGCCUUCCGAUUCGGCUCCAACUCCGGCUUCGCCUUCCGAUCCGGCUCCAACUCCGGCUUCGCCUUCCGAUCCGGCUCCAACUCCGGCUUCGCCUUCCGAUCCGGCUCCAACUCCGGCUUCGCCUUCCGAUCCGACACUGACAUCGGAUCCGAUAAAUAUAUUGGAUUGA
Peronospora farinosa is the source of this 792-nucleotide messenger RNA. Lineage: Eukaryota; Oomycota; Peronosporomycetes; Peronosporales; Peronosporaceae. The record is from the annotation of a GenBank genome assembly.